CCGGCUCCGCCCCUGGGAAAGGCCCCGGCUGCGGCGCGGCCUCCGCCCCCCGCGGAAGGCGGUGUUUGCAGCUCGUCAAAGACUUAUCACAGGGCUUCACGUGGUCUGCCUUUGUAAAGCUGGAUGUGGAGCAGGUCCUUUCCUCUAAGUCUGAGUCUAGGACUGACUUCUUGGGAGGAGACGCGAGAACCCUCUGCUUCCAUGCUCCAGCAGGGAGCAAUGCCAGGAUCCCUUUGGAGAAGGAUGAGUAAGUUUUCAUUCCGAAAAGCUCUAGAUGUCCAGUAAGCAAUAGGAGUGAGGAUUGGAAUUGUAAGGACGUCUUGCAGGAAGUGACAUCCCCAGCACGCAGCAAGGGGCUGCGGCGCCGAAAAAGAAACAUAGACUUUUUCAAGCUCGACUAAUAAAUUGGUGACAGACCUGAGAGAACAAUCGUAGGUUACUGUUGGCUGGACCAGACCGCUCUACCUUUGUCUGAACUAUGCCAAGAAAAAGAAAGCUGUUGGCUCAAUUAAGUGCUCUGCAAAGCAGCUCCAGCUUCUCUCCUUUUGAUGCCUUGGAGAACCUGAACGCUAUGCCUGAUGGGAAUUCUGCUCCAAAAAGCAGCAAAUACUUUGCAACGGAGAAAAAUUCUUCCCGGCUUGAAGCAGAUUUUUUCAACCAGCCCUGUGUCAGUCUGGCCAGGUCCUUUCUGGGACAGAUUCUAGUUCGCAAACUUCCUGAUGGCAGAGAACUCUGGGGGAGGAUUGUUGAAACAGAAGCUUAUCUGGGUGGGGAAGAUGAAGCUUCCCACUCAAAAGGUGGGAAGCAAACACAACGAAAUGCUGCAAUGUUCAUGAAACCGGGAACUCUGUACGUCUAUCAGAUCUACGGGAUUUAUUUCUGCGUGAAUGUUUCCAGCCAAGGGGAAGGGGCUGCAGUGUUACUUCGCUCUUUGGAACCUCUCCAGGGCUUAGAAGCGAUGAGAGAGCUGCGCAGUGCCUCAAGGAAAGGACCCACCAAGCCCAUGAAGGACUGGCAGCUGUGUAACGGGCCCUCCAAGCUCUGCCAAGCGCUUGGGAUCGACAAGGCUUUUGACCAAAGGGACCUGACACAGGAUGCAGCCAUCUGGAUGGUACCUGGACAGGACCUGCCAGGAGAGCAAGACGUGGUGGCCACAACAAGGAUCGGCAUUGGCAACAGGGGGGAGUGGACACAGAAACCUCUCAGGUUUUAUUUACGAGGCAACAAAUUUGUGAGUGUUGUAGACAAGAAAACAGAGCGUGAGCUGGUAGCAAGGGGAGAGUUUUCCAGUAGCUGACGAGU
This is a messenger RNA of Cuculus canorus (common cuckoo), 1302 nucleotides long. It is a transcript of the gene MPG, whose product is annotated as N-methylpurine DNA glycosylase. Gene Ontology annotation, molecular function: DNA binding; alkylbase DNA N-glycosylase activity. Bases 479 to 1297 code for a protein of 272 amino acids. The transcript has 7 exons. The record is from RefSeq and is a predicted model, not a curated record. Gene Ontology annotation, biological process: base-excision repair. Lineage: Eukaryota; Metazoa; Chordata; Aves; Cuculiformes; Cuculidae.